Molecule: messenger RNA, 1871 nt
Organism: Chlamydomonas reinhardtii
Lineage: Eukaryota; Viridiplantae; Chlorophyta; Chlorophyceae; Chlamydomonadales; Chlamydomonadaceae
Exons: 9
Coding region: 114-968 (284 amino acids)
Source: RefSeq, a predicted model, not a curated record
CUCGAAUCCCUUGACCAGACUAGUUUGUCAUAGUACGUAGCUGUGAGGCGAGAAGCACGAACGUGGGCCCACAUCAUUUGCCUUGCAUUUCCAUAUUUCCGGUCUGCUGAGCCAUGUCGUCCUAUCAGCCGCUUUCAUACCCUGACGAUGAAAAGGCGUCGCUGGUGGGACGUCCGCCCCUCGGCGCGGCGCCCACGGUUUCAACCGCGCCUUCUGGCUAUCCUGACGAGCCUCACGCCGGCAUGGUCCGCCAGGGCAUGUUCUCCACUGGCCUCUUCGAGUGCUGCUCCCCGCCUGGCGAGAUGGGCCUCUGCUGCGUGGUGUGGUGGUGCCCGUGCAUCCAGUACGGCCUCAACGCCAACCGCCUGGAGUCCAUGCGCGACUACAGGACCUGCAUCAGCCGCGACCCGGACGGCGUGCCGUGCGGUGGCAACACCUGGGGUAGCUGCCUGCUGUACGGCGUCCUCGGUCUGAGCGCCAUCACCUUCGUGGGCGGCGCCGGCAGCAGUGGCCUGCCGCCGCUGUGCGUGUGCGCGCUGCCCCUGUACGUGCCGCUGCACCUGCAGCUGCGCACCUACCUGCGCAAGAAGUACGGCAUCCAGGGCGAGGUGACGCACACCUGCCUUGUGGACUCGCUGUCGGUGUGGUGCUGCGCCCCCUGCGCCAUCUGCCAGGACGCGCGUGAGAUUAUGAUCCGUGAGGCCGCCCAGCGCGCCGACUACGUGCGAGCGGCCACGGGGGCCGCCGGCGGCAGCGGCGGCUCCUUCGCUGCGCCGCCGCCGCCGCCGCCGCCACACAUGACGCCGCCGCCGCACGUGCCGUACGGGCAGCCGCAGAUGGCCUAUGCAGUGGUCAACCCGCACCCACACGUGCCCAUGGCCGGCGACGGCGCCGCCACGGACGCUGUCGCCACCGGCUUCCCCGUAACAGGCGUGCCGGUGGCGCCGCCCCCCGGCAAGCACGACUAAGCUGGCGGUGCGAGCUGAGCUGGGGCGAGGCGGGGUGAGGCAAGGAGGAGGAAGCGGAGGAGGCGGAGGACGCCGCGUGGCAGGAGCGGCGGACCACACUGACCCCGAUGGCGAAGGGCUGAACGGAUGGACAGACACACACACACACACACACACACACACACACACAAACACACACACGCAACUUAUCACAACGGUUCAGGAGCGGCAAUGUGUGAAUAGCCCCGGGCGGUGUGAGUGCGCGCUGUGUGUUGGCUGUAGCAGGCAAGCAGGUGGAAUACUGAUGCGUGGCGGGGCACCCUUGGAGGACGCGAUGCACGCUGUGCGCGACUGAUGUGUCAACUGGUUUGGUGUGGGCGCGUGUGCGUGCCGAGCCUUUGCGUGACUCACCGGGGGCACUUAAUCACGGAGCCCACUGUCUUUCUUGCUGCGGCAUUCUACAUUUGGGGGGUGCGACUGGGACUGGUGACGCUCGCAAUGCAUCGAACUACAUCGCAUUCAUCAGGCACUGGCGAGUGGCGACCGCACACGGCGUUGCAUGAUUGCCGCGUGGGUGCUGGCGGGUCGGCCAACGCGUGUAUGUUCCACAAUGAGUCAAUGACGGAGCCAGAUGGCACGCGCGGCCCGCAGUGUCUUCCGGGUGUGUAGCCAGUGCCGAUGCGCCGUGUCGUGUGUGGUACGGCGGCGCAUGCGCAGCAUACGGUAGCAUAGCGAAGGGCAACCAGCAUUUGUACUAAAAGCGACAGUACCGCAAGCUGGGCGAGUGCAGUACUUGGUGAGCUUUCCACGCAGGCGCUCCCCCGCGUGGAGCAUUGAAAUUCCUACUGAGCUUCCUUGCCGGUAAGGGGAAGGGGACGUCCUUGUAUGUACUGCUGAAGUCCUUGUAUGUAAACAUUCCCUGGC